Lycium ferocissimum is the source of this 1217-nucleotide messenger RNA. Its product is annotated as NADH dehydrogenase [ubiquinone] iron-sulfur protein 8, mitochondrial. Gene Ontology annotation, cellular component: membrane. Lineage: Eukaryota; Viridiplantae; Streptophyta; Magnoliopsida; Solanales; Solanaceae. The coding region runs from base 132 to 821 and encodes 229 amino acids. Gene Ontology annotation, molecular function: NADH dehydrogenase activity; 4 iron, 4 sulfur cluster binding. The transcript has 8 exons. The record is from RefSeq and is a predicted model, not a curated record. Gene Ontology annotation, biological process: mitochondrial respiratory chain complex I assembly; mitochondrial electron transport, NADH to ubiquinone.
UGCAAUCUGUUUGCAGUGGAGUCGUACAACAGUGUUAAAGAGUAAAACGCAGCGUUUUAAUCAUAACCAAAACUUUCAGUUGUUGCUAAUCGCUGUGAAGGAAUAACCGAAGCCCAAUUUGCAUCUCGACAAUGGCCGCCAUCUUAGCUCGUAAAUCGUUAUCUGCUUUGCGUUCUCGUCAGCUUGUUUUGGCAGGACAGGCACUGCAAGGGACUAAUGGCCACAGUGGAACUCUGCUUGGUACCAGAUCAUUUGCUACCAAGCAUUCGUUUUCUACUGACAAAGAUGAUGAAGAAAGAGAGCAGCUAGCAAAGGAGUUGUCAAAAGAUUGGAAUUCAGUUUUUGAGCGAAGCAUCAAUACACUAUUUUUGACUGAAAUGGUUCGAGGUCUGAUGCUGACUCUCAAGUACUUCUUUGAGAAGAAAGUAACGAUUAACUAUCCUUUUGAAAAGGGCCCUUUAAGCCCCCGUUUCCGUGGGGAACAUGCUCUUCGUCGUUAUCCAACUGGAGAGGAAAGAUGCAUUGCAUGUAAACUUUGUGAAGCUAUUUGUCCUGCUCAAGCUAUCACUAUCGAGGCCGAGGAGCGAGAGGAUGGGAGUCGUCGGACAACUAGGUAUGAUAUUGACAUGACAAAAUGCAUUUACUGUGGAUUCUGCCAAGAAGCCUGCCCUGUUGAUGCAAUUGUUGAAGGGCCCAACUUUGAAUUUGCAACUGAAACUCAUGAGGAACUUCUUUACGACAAGGAGAAGCUUCUUGAGAAUGGUGAUCGAUGGGAAACUGAGAUUGCAGAGAAUCUGAGAUCUGAAAGCCUCUACCGCUGAGUGCUUUUGGUUAACUUUUGAGUUGCGAUACAAUGGAACUUUCUAGCUUCUGAGGAAUUAAUAAAAUAAAGGGAUCUAUUGAAGGCUGUUCUCUUUUUGUUCUUUCUGUUGCUUUUCCAUUAUUGAGAUGGCUCUAUUUAGUAUAAAAACAGAUUGGUGAAAAUAUGGAGCAGCAUCUUAUCAUAUUUGAUAAAGGUUGAUGCUACUGUUUUAUGUAUUCUAGAGUGACAAAAUGACAAUUUUGUGAAGUAAAAGUUCUUGUCAGUUUAAUCUGCUUCAUAGGUGGUGUCUCUUUUAGUUUCAAGAUAUUGGUGUUUAUUGUAUGAGACAUGUAGCCCAUGGUGUAUCCGCCUGCUCCUGUAUUUGCUUAUUAUUACCAAGUUUUUGGGAUUUCAA